This is a messenger RNA of Brassica rapa (field mustard), 4921 nucleotides long. Its product is annotated as zinc finger CCCH domain-containing protein 58. Gene Ontology annotation, molecular function: mRNA binding; metal ion binding. The record is from RefSeq and is a predicted model, not a curated record. Lineage: Eukaryota; Viridiplantae; Streptophyta; Magnoliopsida; Brassicales; Brassicaceae.
UGGUUUGGGCUUCAGGAGAGUUUAGGGUGCUCUAGAAUUCAACCCAGUGUUCUAUCUUUGGUGAUUUGCUUUAAUUUGUUCUCUGUUCUUCUUAUUUAUUGAUUCAAAGCAUGAAUAAAAGGAGAAUCAGAUCUUGUUCUCAUCAGCUAUCCUAGAUUUUCUAGUAUUUUUGUUGACAUUAGGGUUGAAAGCUAGAAGUUAUUCCGAGAUUUUAGCGAGCUAAGAAAAUUAGUAUCCGAGCCCAACUCUCACCUUCAAAGUAGCUUUAAAAGAGCUUAAAAAUCAUACUUAGCAUUCGUCAGAUGAAAAUGCAUACUGACUUGUUGCCUGAAAACUGUGAACUAAAUUUUGCCCACUUCGGACUUUAGAAUGCUCGUCCGUGAAUUCAACAUAACACGCAAAUAAGGAUAGAUUUACUUUUAUCCAAUCGAGCGAAUCCGAAUGAAAAAGAAAAUACAUGCAUCGGUUAUAUUACUAGGGAACAUGUUAUAUGGCAGAAUGAGUCUUUCCUAAUCUCUCCUAAGUAUCGAAUGUGAAGGCAUUAUGUUAAUCUACUGGUAGAUCAGGUGGGGCUUCGAGUUCAUCAGGAAGAAGAAUCCAACACGUUGCCUCAUUUGAAGACGUCAAGGUAUCUAAUUCUCCCUAGCUACUCUCUUUCAUUAUAUCUGGCCAGGGAGUAACUUUUAAAGAAUAUGUUCUACUGACCAGUUCUUAUGCCUUGUUCGUCAUGUUUAUAGGUAUCUUCUUAUGACCGAUUAGAUAGAGAACACUAAGCUUAACAAAAAAAGGAAAAAGAAGAAGAAAAACAAAAAGCAUAAGGCCUCACACUUUUUUUUCUCUUAUCUCAUCUUUCUACUUGCUUUUUCGUUUUCCCCCACAUGAUUUUAUAGUCUUUUAACGUUACUUUCUGGAUUCCGUUGGAAAACUUUUUUGAAAGCAACAUAUCACAGUCGAUGAAGAUGCCAAGUUGAAAAGACCCAACAAGAAGUUGAAGGUUUAGUGUCCAUUAUUGCUUUACGUUGCUUAGUUGCGUCUUUAAACAAAGUCAAUCACCAGUGUGUGUAUGAUCCAAUCGAUCGGUUUGUCUUACUGUUUUAUCUAAGAUUAGGGUCAUGACUCUUGAGUUUAUUUUUUUAUCGGGUUUUAUUUGGUGUAAAACUGAGACUGGAGUUGUUUGUGGUUUUAGAACAUAUAGCUUCAUGAAUCCGACAUUUGUAGUUUCAUUGAAAAUUUAUUGAUUUUGUUUUUAGCCUUUUAGAUAAUGACUAUGAAACCGUUCCAGUUCGUAAUGAUCUGUAUCAGUUCAUUGCCGGACAGUAUACAUAACGGUGCUCAUGUGUAUAGCCGUUUGUACCACUUCCAGGGAACCAGAAGAGACACAAUAAUAUAGAACAGGUUAAAAGUAAAUAAUUUAUUUGAUUUUCUUAGAUUUUGAUCAUAUGUAUUGUCUACAUCUGAUAGAUGAGGAUACCAAUGCUGUGGUCCAAAAGAUUUUUGGGAGAAUAACACAAUCUCCAAAGGCUGCUCACAUGUGGCCAAUGCCUCUCCAAGUCAAACCUUCGAAUUCUAAUUUUGAUUAAUCAGAGGUUUAUAUUUCUCAUGCUCCUCAUGAAAGCAUGUUUAUAAGUUAUAGUGCCUUCACUUGAUUUAUUGAUUUUCACUCUUUGGGAGUGAGUGGCUCGAAUAAUCUUUUAUACAGUGUCACCUUUUUAAGUGUUCCGAACAUAACCCACGCAAUGCAACCUCACAGUUCCUUUUACGCGGCUUAACUUUCACGCGCUUCAAUUAUUUCAAGACGACCAAAACAAAAACGACAAUAAAAUUAGGUGAUAAUAUUCGAUAUGCCCAAGAUUCAUCCAACUUGUGCAACUUGUCGCCUAGUAUGGUUUUGUAGUCGGGAGACAUAUCAUUCAUGUACAGUUUACAACUUUACAUGCAUCAAUUCUUAAAUAAAUGUAUAUUGCAUCGUUUGCUGAACUAUUUCUAAAGGUAUAUGCCAAAAUCUUAUAUUUGCACAUCAAUUUCUAAGUAGCCAUCAACUAAAAUUCAUUAUUUGUGACUUCUCCACAUACAAAAAAAUGCUAAAUCCAAACUCGCGCUAUUCCAAUGACAGGUGAAAAAAAACAACAAAACUUGAAUGCGUUUUGACAAAACUAACUUAUACUAUGAUGAUCUUGUUGUAAUCGAUCAUCCAAAGCAUUAAAUGGUACGAUCCAUUGAAAUAUUUGAAGUGGUACUACUAGUCUACUAUAUGCUUUGUAGUGCGAAGUGACUUUUACGUUUGGUGUUGGGUGCGAUUCACACUCUUUGCGUGAGCGUGCAUGGAAAUUAUUUCCAUAUUCUUCCUUCUCACUACGUGACAUAUUUUUUGUUUCAAGCCUAUAUGUUUUAUAUAGUUAUCAUUUGUAUUUUUAGGUUUCCCUCUAGACAAUUAAUCUUAAACAUUACAUAUGUAACUGUUACAAAACAAUUCCUGAUUUAUAUAAAGACAGACUCAACACUCAACAGAGUCAACUAGCAAAAAAAUCUGUGUAGAAAAAUACAUCAAACCUAGAAUAUAAGGAUAGCAUAAUAUAUUCAUAAAUAAUAUAUCAAAUUUAAGAAUAUUCGAUAAAAGUGGAAUGAAAUAGAAAAGAUUAGCAUGUUUCCUGCACAAAUAGAAAAAUUUAAUUUAGAUACGUCGGAGUCAACAUUACCACAAAAUUAGUGACUAAUCACUAAUCAGUUUUCUCCAUAGAUAAGAUUAAAAAGUGAUUGGCAGACCAGGAGGAGAUGUAAUGGUUGGUUGAGGAAACAAAAAACGUUAACAUCAGUCAAUAAAUAACACAUGAGUUACUGUUUUUUUUUUUUUCCUUUUCUCACGCAUGGAUUGAUUUUGACAUAGAAUUUGUCUUGUUGCUAUAUUUGCAACUUGUACCGACAGUGUUUAUUUUCUUUGACUUUUUUUUCCUAACCAUUACAAUUUCUAAACAAUAUUUUCCAUUUUCAAAAUAAUAUAUAAAAAUAAAUAUUGAAUUUGUAGGAAAAAUCAGUAACAUAUUCUAUAAAAAAAAUAUUUUAUUGAAUUUGGUGUAAUGUAUAAAACAACGAAAAGAAGAAAAAUAAAAGUUGAUGAAAUUAAAAAAAAAAGUAAAAAGGAAAGAGAGAGAAGUGAUUGAUUGUAUGUUUGGCGCGUAUAUUAACCACCACCGGCAAAACACCCACAAAAGAGGCGAUCACGCUUAAAGAACCGAUCAACACUACACCUAUCCCUUCAGCUAGACAUUACCAAAAAAAUUCUUUGAGCAAAGAGAUCAAGCGACUGAUGAGAGUGUUGUGAAGACAUAACCAAACCACGAUCUGUACUUUUUUGUCUCUUUCUCCAAAUAAGAACAAAUAAAAACAAAAUUUCCUUCCGGACACUCCCAUUUGAUCGGAGAUCAACAUUGCUUGGUUCUCUUUCACCAGAGGAAAGAAACAAUGGAACCCGGUGAAGAAGGAUCGCGGUCGGAUCCAGGAAACGAAACCGGCAUUGAAGUUGUAGCUUCGAUGUCGCGGUUAGGGUUGCGAGGCGGGGGAAAUGAAUCGUACCCGGAGAGACCCGAUGAGCCAGAUUGUGUCUAUUACUUACGAACCGGUGUUUGCGGGUACGGGUCUAGAUGUCAGUUCAAUCACCCACCAAACCGUCCUCCGGUCUUGGGAGGUCUCAGAGCAGAAGCUGGAGAGUUCCCAGAGAGAAUGGAACAACCCGUGUGUCAGCAUUUUAUGAGAACGGGAGAAUGUAAGUUUGGUGCUUCUUGCAAGUAUCACCAUCCUAGACAAGGAGGAGGAGGAGGAGAUUCUGUUACUAGUCCUAUCUCAUUUAAUCACAUGGGAUUCCCAUUACGUCCGGGUGAGAAAGAAUGUCCCUAUUACAUGAGAACCGGCCAGUGUAAAUUUGGUUCCACCUGUAAAUUUCACCAUCCUGUUCCUCCUGGUGAUCAAGUUCCAUCGCAGCAGCAGUUAUCAACUGGUCCAGCUAUUUAUCCACCGCUUCAGCCUCAGCCAUCGCAGCAAUUCGGAGUAGUUGUACCAAGACCUCAGAUUUUGCCAGGCUCAUAUGUUCAAAGCCCUUACGGUACUUACAGCCAAAUGGUUCUUCCUCCCGGCAUGGUUUCAUACUCUGGCUGGAACCCUUACCAGCCUUCUGUGAGUGCAAUACCUUCUCCUGGGACACAACCGUCUAUGGGACCAAGCUCUGUUUAUGGAACUACACCGUUAUCUCCUUCAGCGCCUGCUUAUCAAUCUGGUCCAUCUUCAAACAAGGAACACUCUUUUCCUCAGCAACCUGGACAACCUGAGUGUACCUACUUUAUGAAAACAGGAGAUUGUAAGUUCGGAACCUCUUGCAGAUACCAUCAUCCUAUGGAAGCAGCAUCGCCCAAGGGAGUUGCUCUCAGCAAUAUCGGCCUCCCACUUCGUCCUGGCACGGCACCAUGCAGCCACUUUGCGCAACAUAAAAUUUGCAAGCUUGGGCCUGCAUGCAAAUUUGACCACUCCAUGACCUCUUCUUUGAAUGACCAAGGCACAGAGCUUCACUCUUCGAGCUCCAUUAAACCCACAACCACAACUAGUGGUGGUGGCUCAGAAACUACUGGUGCUGCUGGAGUCUCUUCGUCUUCUUCUAUGACCGUUGGUGUAAGCCAUUCCGAGCGUACUGAGAGCAAAGAUGGUGACUCAGUUAGCAUUGAGGUUAAGACUUCAAGUUAAAAGAGACAAAACUCAAAAGGAGAGAAGAGAACCUCACUCUACUCUUCUAAGAAUUUGCCUCUCUAUCUCUCUUCUUCUUUUUUUCAUCAAACUUUCAUGAACUCAUGAACAUUUAAAGAUUAUUUUUUUUGGGUGGAGAGACAACAACAAGAAGCAAAAGCAGAGAGAGACGAAAGCAGCUCUAGUUUUUUUU